CAGACGUACUUGAAUAUAUAAACAUCAAUUUAUUUAUAUACACGCACGCCUAGACACGGAUACACGCAUUUACAUACACCACCACCCCUUAACCUUCUCCUCCCUUUCAUCCGUUCUCUCACUCUCUCACUUGAGCUCUCUCUCCCUAAGUCACUCUCUCUCUGACCCUCCCUCUCACUCCUAAAUUCACUUUGAGAAUGAGUCUUCACUCCACUCUCGUCACCUCCACUCCACUCGGCGUGUCUCUUCGCUUCCUGUCAGCCGUGUCCGUAACACACACAAACACAGUAACCCCACAACUCCAUGCUCCAUGCAAUAACAUACACACCGCCACCAACACUUCUACUAUCACUACUACAACUAUUCAGAAAUUAUAUCCACGCCGACAGGGACGUACUUCCGAAUCUCCUCGACAAUACAAACACGCACACACAUAUCUGUCUGUCCAUUAUACAUAUAUAUAUAUAUAUGCACAGACACACACACACAUAAAUAUAGUGUAAAUCGGCUGGCCGUGUGUUUCUUCUCUAUCUGUGAUAUGGUGUGAUGUGCUGUCUAUGUCUAAUGUAUGUAAUCUGUCUGUAGUAGCUGCGGUGUGGUAUGGUGUGUAUGUGUGUCUAUGCUUUAUUAUUUUAGCCGAAUGCUAUCAGAUGAUUCUCAAUGGCGUUGGCUAAGAAGAGACUAUGUUCUGGUGUGUCUUCUUCUGCUGGGCCGACCUGCGACCAGUGGAACGAGGUGGAGCAGGUGCGCGGCGGCCAAGUGGACAGCUUAUUGGAUAUCUGCGCCAAAGUUGUGGCCGAAAACAUAGCCUUCCAGUCUGUGGAACUUCGAUUUGACCGGAUACCAGAACCCGUACAGAACCGCAUCGUCUACUGGUCAUUCCCACGCAAUGAAAUGGAUAUAUGUAUGUAUUCGUCUUUGGCCAAUGCUUGCAAGGACAACGGAGAUACCCAGAAGUUGCCCUUUCAUCACGGUGUACGACUUCUUGAGGCGAAUGCUGUAGCGAAUGUCUUACAAAUAGGGUUCCAUCUCAGUGGUACAGUCACAGAACCUGCCAACCCAUUGUAUUCCGAACCUGAAAAAACCUACAAAGUGUCUAUUAGUUUCGACCGAUGUAAAAUUACAUCAGUGAAAUGUGGUUGUGGCAAUAAAGACAUAUUUUGGUGUCAACAUGUUGUAGCUCUGUCGCUCUACCGGAUACGAAAGGCUGAUGUUGUACAGCUACGGGUUCCAAUCUCUGAAACCCUACUGCAGAUGAGCCGAGAGCAGCUGCAGAAAUUUUCACAGUAUUUAAUAGCAGAACAUCACACUGAGGUGUUACCAACUGCACAGAAAAUUGCAGAUGAGAUUCUGCAGGCCAAGUCGGAGAUCAACCAAUUACCAGGUGCACCAGACCCUACAGCAGGAGCAUCAAUAGAAGAUGAACACAGCUGGCAUUUAGAUGAAGAACAAGUCCAAGAACAGGUGAAGAGUUACCUUUCUCAGGGAGGAUAUUGUACUUCAGCCAAUCAGUUAAAUUCCAUGUUUUCAAAGGUUCGAGAAAUGCUACGGGCUCGUGAUUCCAAUGGGGCCCGUAUGUUGACAUUAAUUACAGAGCAGUUUCUGGCAGAUCCUCGUCUACUUCUGUGGAAAAAUCAGGGAACAACCAUGACAGACAAAUGUCGACAGUUGUGGGAUGAGCUUGGUGUUCUGUGGGUGUGUAUAGUUCUGAACCCCAACUGUUACAGUAGUGAGAAGGAACAGUGGCAACUACUGUUGCAACAGUGGUCAUCUGUCCCUCUCUGUCCUCUUGAGGAUGCAGAUGGACAGCAGGUAGAUAAUGUACAGCAGCAGCAAGAGGAAGUGGAAAAUUCUGAAGAAAACCCAGGUUCUUCACAAAGGCCAACUCGAUUAAAACCGCGUACAAUAUUUCAUCGAGCACUCGAAGCCAGUCGAUUGACUUGGGAUGAUCGACACCUUCAGCUAAUCCUCAGUGAAGACUGUGGUUACCACGAGGAUCAGUGGGAUUCUCAUUUGUUUGAUUCUCAGGGUCUGGCACUGUGGCACGAGCCCAUUCCGAUAGCUUGUGCCCGAGUUGAUGCAUUGCGUUCCCAUGGUUACAUGAAAGAAGCAUUACGUUUAGCUGUGGUCAUUGUUCGAACAAUGAAGAGACAACAGCGUCUCAAUCAAGACAAAUACCGUCUACAGCAGUUACCCGAAGCAUUGCUUACAUCUACUUCAUCCCAGUCGAACAGAAACCAAAGAUACAAUCUGAUCUGUUGGGGUCUAGCUGGUAUCCCAGGUUCAAAUGAUGAUGUUACUGGAUACAAGACAUCAUCACAACAGCAACAAACUGACCAGGAAGGUUGGAUUGGUCAUCCUCUCAACCCCAUUGGUAUCCUCUUUGAUACUUUGGCUGAGGUUUCUCGUGUCACUGAUGAUACCAGUAGCCAGACAGGUGACUUAACAUCGAAUUGGUAUUCAUUUGGAAGUAACGGAGUCACAAACAACAACAGCAACAAUAACAAUGCCAACAUCAUCAUCAACAACAUCAUCAGCAAUAACAUCCUCAGCAAUAACAACAUCCUCAACAACAACACCAACCACCACCUCAGUACCUUUCCAAAUAACCACAGCACCCAUACCAAUGUUGGUAGCCAGAAAUAUAAACAUGUGGCUAUCCCCAAAUGUCGAGACCGGAACGAAUCUUACCUCACUCUUGCCCUAGAAGUGGCUCUCAUUGGUCUUGGCCAUCAGCAAUUGAUGCCUACUGGUCUGUAUGCACAGGAAAAAGCUUGCAAACAAGAGGAUAAACUGAUAGCAAAGCUCCAAGAGAUUGAACUCGACACAACUCUAGUUGCCAUCCUUAGAAAACAGGCUGUUCUUCUUCUGGAAGGUGGCCCAACAAGUGGGCUAGGUUUAGGGGUACACACAGAGAGUUACCCCAUGCAUACGUUUGCCCAGUACCUCUUCCUGAACCUCAUCAACUAUGACCAUGCCCUUGCAUUCAGGGUGGGACUACGUGCCAUGAGAUUGCCCAUUCUGGAGCAUGAAGAUGAAGACCUUGAUGUAGUUAAUAAUAUGGCCCCUGUUGUGUUACAUCGUAUCCCACGAUGGUUUGUCCUUGGUCAUAUUGAAGCUCAACAAUGCCAACUCGCCUCAACACUCUUGGCCCACGCUAAAAGUGACCACCGGCAAUUGCGGACAGUGCUUGAAUCAGCUGAGAUGCAUAUUCACAGUUCAUCCCAGUUGUUCAAGCUUGCUCAAGAGGCUUUCAAAAUAGCAACCCCUGUUGACAGCCACAAACAUGUACAUGUCUUAAAUGCUGCAUUUGAACUCGGUUUACAGGUGAUGAGGAUGACUCUGACAACACUAAACUGGCGUCGGAGGGAGAUGGUACGUUGGUUAGUGACGUGUGCUACAGAAGUUGGUGUUGCAGCCCUCACCAGCAUUAUGCAGAACUGGUUUCAGCUCUUUGCACCGAUGGAGGCCACAGCGACUGUUGCUACAACAAUUAUGUCUCCAGCUACUGUGAUUCAACUUAACCUCACUUACCAGCAACAAGAAGAUCUUGCCAAAUGUGCCCGCAACUUGGCUUUGCAGUGUGCCAACAAAGAUCCACCAAGCUGUGCUCUCUGUGCCCUAACCCUCUGUGAAAAGGACCCCAUUGCAUUCGAGACGGCCUACCAGAUUGUGAUAGAGGCUGCAACCCAUGUGAUGAACUCGACGCAGCUGUUCACCAUAGCUCGUUACAUGGACCACCGCGGCUACCCACAUCGUGCCUACAAACUAGCUCUUCUUGCCAUGAAAAACAUUCACCUGGCCUACAACCAGGACACUCAUCCGGCCAUCAAUGACAUUCACUGGGCAUGCGCUCUCAGCCACUCACUUGGCAAAUCAGAAUUGACCAACAUGAUUCCACUGCUUGUCAAGAACGUACAGUGUGCAAUUGUCCUGUCUGACAUCCUGCGCCGAUGCACACUAACUGCACCAGGUGUUGCAAGCACAGAAGGCAAACGCCGGUCAAUGAAGUUGCUUUCCUAUGACAAGGCACCGCUCCGCCAGUUGAUGGAGGCUGCCAUAUGCGCAUACAUCAACACCACCCACUCCAAGCUAACGCACAUCAGUCCACGCCACUAUGGGGACUUUAUAGAUUUCCUCGGCAAAGCUCGUGAGACCUUCUCACUCGCCCACGACGGUCACAUACAGUUCAACCAGCUCAUUGAGAACAUGAAGCUUGCCUAUAAAGGCAAGAAAAAACUAAUGUCCCUUAUUAAAGAGAGGUUUGGCUUAUGACAUAUUGCCGCAAGUUGAACCUCUUGUUAACAAAUUCAAACAUGAUAAUAAUGAAUGGUUAUUAAUUAGGGUUAGUUUAUGAUGAUGAAUGACUGUGGCUAAAAGCUCAUAGAAGAAAAAGACCCCAAAAAAUCAGGUUAAGAGACCAACAAAUUAAAACUAGUUGCAAUAAUUGGAUGGUGGGAGGAAAAGAAUAGAUCAAUGCCCUUAUACGUGCAUGCAGGCAUACAAGCUCACACACAACCAUUAAGAUGAAAAUCCUAGAUAAAUAAUUUUAUCUAAGCAUAUUAUACACUUUUAUUACAGUUGUUAAGAUGGCUGCUAAAAAAAAAAGGGAGGGGGGGAGAUGGUGGGGAAGAAAGAAUAAUGCUACCAUCACCACCACCACCACCACUUCUACAGUCUCUUCAUCACACACCAAAACUUCUUUAACCUUAACCCCACCACCACUUAUCCAACAUUAUCUCUACCUACCACCAUUUCCUUACUCUGACCCUUUUUAUCACUCCCCCCAACUGAUACUCAACUUAAAAAUAUCUUUAGAAGUAUUUUCAUUUCUCUUUAUUUUGUUCCGUUGUUUACUAAUUAAUAAAAAGUAAUUCCUGCUUAAUUUUCCCAAUCUUCUGUGCAUAAUUAGAGUAAGUGGGUAGGGGUUGGAAAUACUUUCCAAGUUCUCAGGAGCAGAAAGCUGCCCAAUUUUCAAAAUGUUAAAUCUUACCCUCAUACCUGCAUUCUGCAGUGAUUGAGAAGGUAAAGGACUACCUAAGCAGCUACUGAUCCCAGCUAACUACUUGUUGAGAUCCUUUCCCACUGAACCUGAGAUCUUUUGUUAAAGCUUCUUGCAUUUUCUUGCCAAUUUGAAGUCAACUCGGACGAAUUGUACAAUCUUUGUAUUCUGUGACUCUCUUUCCCCACUUUCUCUUUCUUAGGAAAUUCGUGAACUCUAUUUCAUCCCUAGUCAAAGUGGAAUGUGGAGGAGGGGCAAUUCUAGCAAAAUUAGUUUUGUUUCUUAUACCCGAAAGAAAAUAAGGAAUAAAAAUAAAAA
Octopus bimaculoides (California two-spot octopus) is the source of this 5320-nucleotide messenger RNA. RefSeq names its product zinc finger SWIM domain-containing protein 5. NCBI's taxonomy places the organism in Eukaryota, Metazoa, Mollusca, Cephalopoda, Octopoda, Octopodidae. Gene Ontology annotation, molecular function: zinc ion binding. Gene Ontology annotation, cellular component: Cul2-RING ubiquitin ligase complex. The record is from RefSeq and is a predicted model, not a curated record.